Messenger RNA from Pseudomassariella vexata, 3450 nucleotides. RefSeq lists its product as uncharacterized. The transcript is spliced from 6 exons. Lineage: Eukaryota; Fungi; Ascomycota; Sordariomycetes; Amphisphaeriales; Pseudomassariaceae. Bases 1 to 3450 code for a protein of 1149 amino acids. The record is from RefSeq and is a predicted model, not a curated record.
AUGUCGUAUCACGAGCGAGAGUACCGCUACAGUCGGCACAAAGACGACGCAUCAUCGGAUGACGAGAAUUACAAGAAAACGACGGUCCGACGAUAUAAGGUCGGCGGGAGCAGCACCAGUAGCCGAGUUGAAAGAGUUGAUCGAUUUGAGGAAACGGACGACGACCGCCGAUCCAGAUACUCGCACCGAGACGACUUUCGCGAUUCACAGCCCCACAUUGGUCGCACUUCCGGCGAUGUUCUGGAAGUCGAUCGCAGGGUCGAGAGAACUUACUUGCCCGAGCGACCCAGAUCGGCCUUCGAUCCCCCAGUCCAGCGCACUGUAACUGAGAAGCGAGUUGUUGAGCGCGAAGGACCCGAACAUCGAGAACGAGACCGAGGCCGCGACGAUGGGUAUCGCUCUGUAGAGAGAGACGUGACGUACUGGGAUCCUGAGCGUCGCGAUCGAGACCGGGUUGUGGAGAGGGAAAUUGAAUACUCGCGAGAACCUGAGCGCAGGGACAGGGUUGUCACGGAGCGAGAAGUCGAGUACUCUCGAGAACCUGAGCGCAGGGACAGGGUUGUCACGGAGAGAGAAGUUGAGUAUGCCCGAGAACCUGAGCGCAGGGAUAGAAUUGUGACGGAAAGAGAUGUUGAAUACUCGCGAGAACCCGAGCGACGGGAUCGAGUGGUUGAAAGAGAAGUCGAAUACUCACGUGAACCAGAGCGCCGUGAGCGGGACUGGGAACGGGGCUCCCGGGCACCGUGGGAUGAUCACGAAGAAAUGCGUAUCGAGAAGCGCGUCGAGCGCAGAUCUGACGAGCACGUUGACGACGUCCGAAUUGAGAAGCGCAUCGAGCGUCGGUCAGAUGAUCAUGUCGACGAGAUCAGGGUGGACAAGCGUGUCGAACGCGAACAUUGGCCAGAACAUGAGCAUGGCGGAGAUAUUGAGCGCUACAGGAAGGAGACCGAGUAUUAUGCUCCUGCAGACCCACCACCACAGCCUAUCGUCAUCAGACAGAGGGCGCCAGAGCCGCAGCAGAUCAUCGUACAGGAGGCGCCUGCACCGCCCCCGGUCAUUCUUGAUAGACCCCGUGAGCCUGGGUAUAUUGUCCUCCGCGAGAACAACCGUCCGGAUCUGCGAGAAGAAGAAUACUGGCGGCGCCGCCGAGAGGAGGACUAUGCCAUGGAGAGGUAUGAGAGGCGACAACAGCGCGACUACCCUUCAGAAGAGGAGGAUGUCUAUGUCAAGCGCACAGUAAUCCGACGUGAGCGUAGCGAAAGCUCUGACCGAAAGCGUCACCUGGCCGAGGGCGCACUGGCUGGCGCUGGUCUUUCCGCCCUGGUGGCUAGUCGUCGACGCCAAGAUGGUGACUAUUCUGAACACCGAGGCAAGAAGGUUCUGGCUGGCGCUGCCCUCGGAGCAUUGGGCACUGAAGUCAUCAGAAGAGCCAAGAGUGCUAUGGACGACCAUCGGUACGAAGACGAAUAUGACGACCGCCACAGGUCUCGAUCAAAGUCUAGAUCAAGGCUCACCACCGGUCUUGCUAUAGGCGCUGCUGCUCUGGCUGUUGCUGGUGGACUUAAGUACAUGCAGAGCAACAAGAUAGAGAAAGAAGAGGCAACUCGAGGCCGUAGCAGACGCCGGUACUCUGGUAGUGAUUCUUCACGCUCGAGAACCCAUUCUCGAAAACGUAGCAAGUCCAGCAUGGCUAAGGCCGCGGCCGCGACUGGUGCCGUUGCUGGGCUCGUUCAGCACUACCGCAGCAAAUCAAGAGGACGUUCGAAGUCUCGAAGCAAGUCAAGGAUUCGCACUGGAGCUGAGAUUGCAGCGGCUUCGCUCACGGGAGCAGCAGCAAGCAAGCUUUGGGAGCGUCAUAAAGAUAAGAAAGCGCGCUCGCGUGACAGAGAGGUCGACGAUGAGUACUAUUCCGAUAGAGAUCGUCGAUACAGCCCGUCACGCAGCCGCAGCCGCAGCAGGUCGAGGGCUCGAAGCCACAGCAGACGAGACGGCGCUAAUCCAGAAUUAGGCCUCGUUCAGUACGGCGGAGGUCCAUUGUCGCCGACGGCAAGUGAAGAGCGCCGCCAUCGCCGCCGCCAUCGACACCGGUCGCCUUCGGUAGAGGUAGUGGAGGAGAAAGAGGUAACGCAGAAGAGGAGUAAAAGUCGUCUGCGAGAGGCGGCUGCCGGUGUGCUAGGCGCCGGUGCUGCUGCUAUUGGAAUCAAGAAGUACAAUGAUGCGAAGAAGGAACGUUCAAAGUCCAGGGAACGGUCUAGAGAGCGCUCUCCUGAUGAGACGGAGGAGGAGGCACUAAGAAAAGAGGACCGACGACGGGCUAGACGAUCUCGCGAGCGUGACCGAAGGCGCUAUGAAGAGGAGGCAGCAGCUGGCGGAUACUACUCUGACGAGUAUGACCCCGAAGCUCCCCCAUCUCCGCUGACAGCAUCUGGAGGCGCAUACUAUCCACCUCAGACUUAUGGACCCCCACCGCCUCCAGCAGGUCCAGCCGGCUUUACUCAACAAUCUAAUCAGUCCACCAUGAAUCUCAACGCGUAUCCACCUCACAACUACAAUCCGCAAGAUUACGCCGCCGGCUACCCUCCACCCCCACCCGGUCCUCCCCCAGCUGCAGGCCACCGCACUCCCUACCAGCCGACAAGCCCAGAGAAUGUGAGUCGUCAAGCCAACCCCGGUGAAAAUGAUGUCUAUCCCGGUCUUAAUGAUCCUGAACCCGGGGGCGCUGAUGCACAAGAUGGUGUGAGACGUCGGCGACGACGCCGUCCUGGCCCAGUCACUGUGCCCCGGCGGGCAUCCUCUGAUAGUCCUGGAGUCACUUCGCCGCCAACAACCUCGAAAUCCGUGUCUUUCAUUCCCCUAUCUCCACAGUCUAGCUUCACAUUAAAGAAACAUCACGAAGCCCAAGAAGAAAAAGAACGGUCUGAGCCCGAGACCGGGCAAGAUGACGACCUCACAGCCCCACGACGCCCUGCCAUCCGAAGAUAUCGAUCGGAUUCAGACCCAUCAUCAGACCGCUCAUUAAUUCAGCGUCGUCGCGGACCAAGAAGCGAUGAACCUCUCUUUGACGAAGAUAUCGAGGAAUUACCGGAGCGUUUUGACGCUUCCGGCCAACCCAUAAAUCCCCAUGAUAGACGGCGCUGGGCAUCGAGACAAGGCGACUUCGAGUACCGCCCACGGAAGCGAAAUGGCACUCAUGUUCAAGGCUCCUGGGGUGUGGCCGGCACAGACCCUGAAAUGAUUAGUAAGUUGGCGCAAGGUGUCGGGAGCUUGUUGGAAGGUCGGAAGGGCUGGAUGGGCGUGCUUCGUGGUAUUCUUUCAAACGAUCUUGAAUCUGAUAGAGGCGGCGGCGGCGGUAGCAGCAGCAUGUAUGCAAUCGACGAUGGGAGAGAUGCAAAAGAUGAUGAUGAAGCACGCCGGAAACAUAGACGUCGUCGGAGGCGGGAAUCGGAUUGA